Phytophthora nicotianae INRA-310 is the source of this 2514-nucleotide messenger RNA. RefSeq lists its product as hypothetical. Bases 1 to 2514 code for a protein of 837 amino acids. Gene Ontology annotation, molecular function: ubiquitin protein ligase activity. The record is from RefSeq and is a predicted model, not a curated record. Gene Ontology annotation, cellular component: HULC complex; nucleus. The transcript has 8 exons. Lineage: Eukaryota; Oomycota; Peronosporomycetes; Peronosporales; Peronosporaceae.
AUGGCAGAGACCGGAGCCCAUGCACGUGAGAACGGCGUGAGCCACAGGAAGCGGCGCGAGGCCAUGCCUGGCGGCGAGUCGGCGCCCAAGAAGAUCAAGCUGGAGGAAGACACGCCGCCGGAGGCCAACCCCAACACGAUUGAGGCCGUGAGGGAGAAGAACAAGGCGCUGGAGAUCGACAUGAGGGAGAAGAACAGACGUAUCGCCUACCUGACUAAGAAAUGCGAGGCGUUGUACCGUUCGCGAGGCGUAACGAGCGCAUCGUUCCGCUGCUUGAGGAGGCAGUGGUUCCAGCUACAGGACGAGCUUCUCGCUGCAGUUAAGACUGUAGAUCCCUCUGCCGUGUCAAACAAGGCCUCGAAGGAGGCUUGGCAGGCUGCUCUAGACACUGUAGACGGCUUCGGACAGGUUCGCAUACACGCGGAGGAGCUCAAAUUGAAUUUACCAGAGUGGUUCAUCACUGUGGCUAAGGACGCAGAGCUCGAAGAGCCGGACGCUGAUGUAUCGUUGCCGUCUGAUGAUAAUGCUGAUGACAGCGCAUUUAUUAAAGCAGAUGAGUUAUCAAAUAUGGAGAAAGAGGUGUACGAGCAGCUGAAACAGAAAAGCGAGCAGACGAAGAAGUUAUUGCAGAAACUACUCGUCGCAGUUGGCAGCACGUCUCAAGAUAAGGCAAAAGCGAUUGAGUAUGCACAUAUUCUACAAGAAAAACGAGCAGCAGUUGCGGAAACACUGAGCUUGAAGAGCCAAUUACAAGCGUUCAAAACACGAAUAGCUGAACUCGAGCGUGACAUAGAAGCCAAAGAAACGGAGCGACAUCGUGCAUGUCGAGACUACGACCGGUUAAGCGCAUAUGUGGAACAACGGGGAGGUGUAAAUACCGACAACGCCGAUGUUGGCGAAAUUAAAAUGGAGAACGCUGCAGAUGAUGAUAAAACUGGUGAUAAAACUUCUUCAGGAUUGUCUAGUACGGAGAUGGUGAAGCAGGAAGCUCUUGUGGAGAAGGAGAAGGAACAUGCGAAGACUGUUGCAACUCUGAGGGAGAACAUGGGGAUCUUGAGUAAGAAGUUGUACCAAGAGCGUCAUAAAGUCGAUACCAUGAAGCGAGAGCUGGAAAAAAUCAAGGCUUCCGAAACAGCGUGGAAAAAUGACGAAGCUGCAAUGAUUCAAGAUCAUGACGAAAAACUCAAACAGCUUCGCGAUGAUAAAGCCCACGUCGACGAAGAGUACAAGAAACUUCUCCACAAAACGAAGGAUCUCGAGCACCACAUGACCGAGAAGUGGGAGAAAAAGAUCACGAAAAUUCAGGCGGAAAUGAGCAAAACGAAGUCACAGAUGGAUGAGUUAAACCUGAAGAACGUAUCAUUGCGAGAAAAAAUCUCCAACGCAUCGACGUACAGAGAUCAGCUAACUGAAGCGAAGUCUGAGCUGCAAUCAGUAAAACGUGAAAACACGAACUUGAAGACACAAAUUGAGCGUGAACGGAGCCGAGCAGAUCGAGUACAAGCCUCGGCAGAUAAUCACGAAACUCUGACACUGACAAAGAAGGUGGCUUUGUUGGAGAAGGAGAAGCUAGAGUUGCAGCAGACGUAUGACACACUGAAACAAGCAGAAAUGAAAAAUGCUGAUGAAAAGCUGACUGACGCGUUGAAGCGGUUAUCCGAAGUGGAGUCUAAAUUCGAGCAAGAAAGGAAAGAACACCACGAAUGUAACGCAGAUAGGGAGAAGCUGCGUGCUCAGAUCAAGGACAUGAAGGCUUCCAGUGAAGCUUCUAAAGAAGAAAACGACGCCUUACUGUUGGAGAUUGAGACGAUGAUGAAGGAUGUGGAAUCGGUGCGUCACGGCCGGAAAAAGUUUAUUCAGCAGAUUGAGGAGAAGCGCAAUGCCAAUAAGAAGCUUCACACGUUGCUUGCAAGAGAGGAGCAAGCGAAGGCGCACUGUUUCGAGGAGUUAGCUGCGGUCCGGCUGCAGGUCUCAUCUCUGAGCACCGUACACAAGCACCAGAAGACGUUUAUUGAGUCGUCUAAGGAAUCUUUACAGGCAAAGGAGAUCGAGCUCGAGAAGUUAAAGGAAUAUAUCAAGUCCAUUGAGGCAGAGCGUGAGGCUUCAGAUGCCGAAAAGCGCAAACUGAUGCGAGAUGCAGAAGUAGCGAAAACGAUUUGUGCGACUGCGGAGAAGUCACAGCAGCAGAUGCAACAGGAGAAGCAGAAACCUUGCGAGGAGUGCGAGACACAUCGUAAGAAGAUCGACGAGAUGGAGCGCAAGCUGCGGAAUGCCAAGUCAGCAUCCUCCACUGGCGAGCUCACAGACCUGGAACGGUUCGAGCUGCGCGACUUGCAGAAACUCGUAAACUGUUCGGUGUGCCAGGACCGACGCAAGGAUGUGAUCAUCUCCAAGUGCUUCCACAUGUUCUGCAAGGAAUGCAUCGAGAACAACCUCAAGUCACGCAAUCGCAAGUGCCCAACAUGCAAGAAAAUGUUCGGCCACGACGACGUUAAGUCCGUGUGGUUUACGUAG